AUGAUGGUCUCAAGACCUGUCGCCCAGUUACCUGUCGGCCAGCUGCCAGUAAAUCCACUUCCUCCACCGCCGACUUCGUCGACGGCGUCGUCGGUACCAUCUGCUGCCAGCCCGCUGGCAACAUCACUGCUGAUGGCUACCACUUCGGCUCAUCUCUCGAGCCCUCAGCAGCUUGCCAGUCCAAUCCAAGUGGCGACAAACUCAGCUUUUCGACCAAUCGUUCCUCAUGCGUUGUCACCGAACGAUACCUCCGCCAUUGCUGGCGAUUCAUUUUUCCUGUCCGCCAUUCACUCGUUCGUGCUGUCAUCCCCUAGCGACGACUCCGCCAGCGACUCUAAUCACUCCUCAUCAGAUCGAGCUACUAGCGAAGAGUUUUCCGCCACGACCCUCCUCUGCCAGGUGUGCUCGGACAAGGCUAGCGGUUUCCACUACGGUGUGUUUGCCUGCGAAGGAUGUAAAGGAUUCUUCCGUCGAUCUAUUCAGCAGAAAAUUCAGUACAGACCGUGUACACGAAGUCAAGAGUGCUUAAUUGUUCGAAACAAUCGUAAUCGUUGUCAGUACUGCCGGCUGAAGAAAUGUAUCAUGGUCGGCAUGUCACGAGAUGCCGUUCGUUUUGGAAGAGUUCCGAAACGCGAGAAAGCGAAGAUGGUAGAAGAGAUGCAGAGAACAUCAGCACAGUCGCAACUGGACGCUUUGGCGGUGCAGUUCGAGAACGAAGCAGAAGCCAUUGAGAGGAUUGCUGCCGCCUUCACAUUGCUUUGUGGAACAGUCGAGACCUGCAUUGUACCGUUACCAAAUGGGCGUUGUCCACUGCAGUUUCACUCGUAUCUAACUGCAAUCAAGGCCGUCGUCGAUUUCGCGAACACAAUUCCUGGAUUUCUGUGCUUGGCGCAGGCAGAUCGUAUCCAACUUUUGAAGAGCUGCGUAUUCGACGUACUUUUGUUGGCAUCUGCGUCGCGUGGUACAGGUGCCGAAACAGCGUUGCCGUCAUCGCCCCUGCUGGCACACUCUCUGGUGCACUUCUCACAUCGCCUACGAUCGCUUCCUACCGGCUGCGCCUCUCUGCUUGCCGCAUUGGCGGUUUGUCAGCAAGACGUACUGCUUCCACUCCCGUCACUUUCAACACGUUUGGUUGAACGUCUGUGGUGGCUCAUGGCUCGAGUGGGUGGCCCUGCUACGUUAGCUGUUGCACCGUCACUUCUGGCUGACGUUCGCACUCUGCGAAUGUGGCACAACGAUCGCCUUCGGACACCUUCGGCAGUGCCCACAUGUGUGCCUCUCCCUGCACCCGUGGCCGUCGAAGUUUCGCCUCCUGCAAGAUCGUUCCGCGAAAGGCACGCUUCUAUUGCAUCACUCCUGGAGAAGCCGCCCGUAUGCUUGUUGUCGCCACGUUCUGUUUCUAGCGAACCCAGCGUGAAGAUGGAGAUCAAGCAAGAGGAGAACGAGGAACCAUUGAAUCUUUGCACGCGAGAGGAGACGAAGGAUAUCAAAGUAUGGAAUUCCGUGCAGCCCGCGAUGUCUCCGCGAAGUGUAUCAGUCGCUCGGAGCACACGACACGAGCGAAUUCUUUUCGAAAUCGACCUGAAAUCAACGCUUUUCUCAUCCGGUUUCUCAGUAAUAGGUGAAGAAUAG
Messenger RNA from Necator americanus (New World hookworm), 1632 nucleotides. RefSeq lists its product as uncharacterized. The record is from RefSeq and is a predicted model, not a curated record. Bases 1 to 1632 code for a protein of 543 amino acids. Gene Ontology annotation, cellular component: nucleus. Gene Ontology annotation, molecular function: zinc ion binding; RNA polymerase II cis-regulatory region sequence-specific DNA binding; nuclear receptor activity. Gene Ontology annotation, biological process: regulation of transcription by RNA polymerase II. The transcript is spliced from 8 exons. Lineage: Eukaryota; Metazoa; Nematoda; Chromadorea; Rhabditida; Ancylostomatidae.